AUGAGUACAAAAUUGGAUUCGACUGGUAAAUCUGCUACUGCCACAGCAACAUCUCCUGUAAAUAAUGCCUCUUCGUUUACUAAUGGGAAGGAUUUAGCAAUCCAAAAUCAGCAUCAGAAUAAUGACCAUGGCACUUCUAACAAUAUAUCUUCUUCCGAAUAUACUGACAAGACUUCCAAUUUAGAUGAUACUAAAGAGUAUCUCAACCAACAACAUAAGAAUAUAGACAACCAUGCAGUAAUAGAGAAUCAUUAUAGUGAUGGGAAAGAUAAAAGUCCGACAAAUGACAACAUGGGCGAAAUAUUAAACAACCCACCUGAAAUACAGCAUGUCGAAAUUAAUCAAUUGCCUUUGUCGAAGAUUAUUAGAAAUUUGACAGUCUAUACCAUUAAAGAAAUUUCUCAAUAUAUGAAAACGAAUAACCACACAAAUGGUCCUACAUCGUCAGCUACAUCUGCAAAUGGUUCAGGUGAUAUGAAUUCAAGUUCGUCAAGAAAGAUCCGUUUUUUAAAACUAAUUAUCUUUCUAAGAAAUCAAUUCCUAAAAUUAUACGUUCUAAUUAAAUGGUGUAAAACGAUAAAAAAUAACAAUUUUAAUAUAAUGAUAGAUCUUUUGAAUUGGUUCAGAUCUACAAAUUUAACUGUGAAUAAUUGUAUUUGGCUAUUAAAAAAUAAUAUUACCAAUAUGAACAACGCCAAAUUACCUAAUGUAGAUUUAGUCACUUCAUUAGAGGUUUUAUCCUUGGGUAAACCGAAUUUUUCUUCCAAUUCUACUAGACAAACAUAUGAUAACAAUUCAAGCAGCAACCUUUUAAGCUUGGAUACUUCAAUAAUCGAUAAAAAUAUUAAAAUACCUCCUGAUUUGAUUUUGAAUAAAUUGCAUGAUUUAAAUAUAUUAAUUUCCACCAAAUUAGCAUUAAUGAAUAUACCAGAGCAAUUCAAUAAUUAUAUCAUUAAAGAUGGUCGUGUGUACAUUACUGCCAAAAAUGAGUUUGAAAUUCAAUUGGCAACUAUUGAUAGAAAAUCUCCGUUAUUCUUUGUCGAUUUAAAACUAAACUUCUUCAACAAUAAUCAAAUAUUCAUCCCAAUUAAUAAAAUCAAAUUUGAAAAAAUUAUUAAUGAAAUCUUAUUCAAAUCCAAAAAUCCCUUAUUUGCUUUGUACAAAUUCUUGCAUAAAUAUAUUAUCAGUUUACAAUUAUUUUUAAUUCAUAAUGAAUUAUUAAUCUUGGAAAAUGACGGUAAAUUUAAUGGUGGCAAUUUGGUACAUCGUUAUGACUCAAAAAAAAAUAUUAUUUCAAUUAGAUAUUGGUUGAAUGUUCAUAUGGGGAAUAAAGGUAAAAUUAUCAUUGGAAUCGAUAGAAAAUCUGAUAAUUUGAUUUUAAAAUGGGAUCACGACAUCGCUAAAAACUCAAGAUUACCAACAAAUUAUUUUGAUAUCUUGACAAAUUUAGAAUCUGUCUUGGACGAAAUCAUGUUCAAUCACGCUCAUUUAAUUAGAGCUGAAUUAUUAUCGAAGGGUAUCUUUCAAGAAGAUGAGGAGAAUUCAGAUGUCUUAUUAUUUCAAAUGCCAACUACCUGUUUAUCUGUGGCACCAAUUCAACUAAAAAUUGAUUUAAAAAGUGGUGUAUUCUAUUUUAAAAAUCCAACUUCACUUUUACAGCUAUACACUAAAAAAAUUAAUAUGGCAAACACUGCAGAAGAAUUAACAACUGUAUUACAAAAUUUAAAAUUGGAUAAAAUUAAGCAAGUACUACGUAAUAUGUUUGAAAAGACAGGUUGGGUUUGUAGUAGCGCUGUUAAAUUAGACAAGCCAAUACAGACCAAGUUUAAUAUAAUUAAUACGUAUAAUAAUAAUAGUAGUAGUAGCAAUAAUAAUAAUAACAAAGCAAAGCAAGAUGGAUCUCCGGCAAGAACUAAUAAUGAAGUUGAAAAGUAUACCCUUCUACAAGAUGAUAUAUUCAUUUGUCUGCCCAGUUGGCCAGCUCAUUGGUAUUUAAUUCUAACUAUUAUAUCUUCAAAUACUUCAUGUGUGAUUGAAAAGCGUGUAGGUAAAGUUAUGUCAGUGAAUGGGAAAUGGCAAAUUGUUUAUAUGGAUGAUUCAAAUGUUAACCCUGUUAAAUUGGAAACUAUGACAUAUAAAAAAAUUAUGCAUUUACAAAAAUCAAUACUAAGAAAGAUUAUUAAUCAUAUGAUUAUUGAUUCGUUAAAUCAAUUAAAAAUUAGUAAUAAAAUCUGCUCAUCUGAAAAAAUACUAUCGAUUUUACCUGAUUAUAUUUCAGUUACAUCAAAACCGACCCCAGGCACUACAUCAUCUGCUAUAGUUAACUCUAGCACUGUAACUUCAAACAUUACCCCUACGCAAAUUCCACACAACAAUGAUUAUUCACCAAUAAUUGCAUUGGAACUUAAUUCUUUCUUAGACGGGUCAGUUGCUUCCAAUACAGCAUUAGAAAGUUCAAUGUUCUUAAGAAUUGAUUAUUCAACUUCUGAAAUUAAGUUGUUUGGUAGAUUUAAGAGGGAUAUCAUGAGCUUGAAGUGCAGGUGCGAUGAAUUAAUGAUUAACUUAGUGAAAACUGAUCCUUUGGCAUUUUAUUUGGGCAAAAAAUUUUCAAAUUUAAAUUUUAUUGUCCAGUAUUUAACAGAAUUUAAACAAAAGUUAUUUCAAUUAGUUGUUGUAACCGAUGUUGUGGAACGCUUACACAAAAACUUUGCAUCAGAUACUUUUGAAAUAGUGGCAUUGAAGCCAAAUGAAAUAUCUUUCAAAUAUUUGAAGGAUGGUCUUGAUUCAAAUGAUUGUACUAUUCAAAUACAGGACAAAGAUAAAAUUAUGGAGAAAUUAUCAAUAACAUUAUCACCAUCUAAUCCUCAGCAUAUUAUCCAACCAUUUAUUGAAAAUGAAAAGAUGGACUACCAUUUUGUAUUCAAUUAUCUUCAAUUCACGUCAUCAUUAUUUGCGACUCUGCAACAGAUUGUCACAAAUAAUCAAACAAAACUGGAAGAAUCUCAAACAAUAGUGAGUUUCGGUUUACAUAAUUUGUAUUCUUACCAAAUCAUAUUCUUCUUACCGCCUAUUAAUAAAACAUUUAAUAUUCUAGUAGAUUUAAAGAACGUUUCUCAUAAUGAGUAUUGUAAAAUGAAAUACUAUAUUCAUUUUUCAAAGAAAGAAGAGAACUUAGCAAUUAAAUCACCAGGGUAUUCAUUAGUAAGGAAGAUCCAAAAAAAUAUUUUCUCGCUUGAUACCAUAAAUAAAGAUAAUAUAAAGAAAUAUCCUACUGCUAUAAGACUCUCAGCUGGUAUAUGUUGUGAUUCUGAAGAUGUAGAAUUCAUUCUAAAAGAUAUUACCAAAAUAUUCGAUAACUAUGAUUCAGUAGAUACACCUACUGGGGGGUCAACAGGAGGUAUCCCAACUCCUGCAUUGACCGCUGCUAUGUAA
Messenger RNA from Henningerozyma blattae CBS 6284, 3432 nucleotides. It is a transcript of the gene RGR1, whose product is annotated as Rgr1p. The record is from RefSeq and is a predicted model, not a curated record. The coding region runs from base 1 to 3432 and encodes 1143 amino acids. Gene Ontology annotation, molecular function: transcription coregulator activity. The transcript has a single exon. NCBI's taxonomy places the organism in Eukaryota, Fungi, Ascomycota, Saccharomycetes, Saccharomycetales, Saccharomycetaceae. Gene Ontology annotation, biological process: regulation of transcription by RNA polymerase II. Gene Ontology annotation, cellular component: core mediator complex; mediator complex.